AUGGUUGAAAACGUACUCGACGACAUCUCCCACCGCAGGUACAACCCUUUGCGGGGUUCCUACAUCUUGGUGUCUCCCCACCGAACCAAGAGACCCUGGCAAGGACAGCAGGAGAGCCCGUCCAAAAACACGCUGCCCAACUACGAUCCCAGCUGCUACUUGUGUCCCGGCAACAAGCGCGCCCAGGGCGAUUCCAACCCCAAAUACGAGAGCACCUUUAUCUUCGUGAACGACUACAGCGCCGUCAAAGAGGAGCAGGCGCCUUACAAUCCAGAUAAUGCCGAUGACCUCGAGUCCAUGUUCCUACGAGCGGAACCCGUCACCGGAAAAUGCUAUGUCCUCACCUUCUCCGCAGCCCACAACCUCACCCUGGCCGAUCUAUCGCCCGCGGAGAUCGCCCCCGUCAUCGACGCCUGGACCGAGCUCUACACCUCGCACCUUUCGCCCAAGUCAGCGCUGGCUGCCGUCGCCCCGGCCACCACGUUGCCUCCCAACUCGCCCACUGCCAACCUGACCAAACCCAAGGAGCAAUACCGGUACAUGCAGAUCUUCGAGAACAAGGGCGCAGCGAUGGGCUGCUCGAACCCGCACCCGCAUGGCCAAGUCUGGACGACCAGCUCGUUGCCGGAAGAGCCCGCGAUGGAACUGGAGCAGUUGCAGAAGUACCGGCGCGAGCGCGGAGGGAAACACAUGCUGGAGGACUAUGCGGCGCUGGAGAGCAAGAAGCAGGAGCGUGUGGUUUUUGAGAACGAGGCGUUCUUGGUAGUGUGUCCGUGGUGGGCGACAUGGCCGUUUGAGACGAUGAUUGUGAGCAAGAAGCAUAAGCGUGCGCUGGUGGAUCUGGACGCUGGCGAGAAGGGCCAGCUGGCUGAGGCUAUUGCUGAGAUUACCCGGCGAUACGAUAACCUGUUUGAAACGAGCUUCCCGUACAGUAUGGGUAUUCACCAGGCGCCGCUUGAUGGUACGGAAGAGGAGGUUGAGGCGUCGUACUUGCAUUUGCACUUUUAUCCGCCAUUGCUGCGGAGUGCUACCGUGCGGAAGUUCUUGGUCGGAUAUGAAAUGAUGGGCGAGCCGCAACGGGACAUUACUCCGGAGCAAGCCGCUGCCAGGUUACGGGAUUGCGGAGGAGAGCUGUACAGGAGGAAGCUGGAUGGUUGA
Aspergillus chevalieri is the source of this 1158-nucleotide messenger RNA. It is a transcript of the gene GAL7, whose product is annotated as UDP-glucose:hexose-1-phosphate uridylyltransferase. Gene Ontology annotation, molecular function: UDP-glucose:hexose-1-phosphate uridylyltransferase activity; zinc ion binding. Gene Ontology annotation, cellular component: cytoplasm. Bases 1 to 1158 code for a protein of 385 amino acids. The transcript is spliced from 4 exons. The record is from RefSeq and is a predicted model, not a curated record. Lineage: Eukaryota; Fungi; Ascomycota; Eurotiomycetes; Eurotiales; Aspergillaceae. Gene Ontology annotation, biological process: beta-D-galactose catabolic process via UDP-galactose, Leloir pathway.